GGGUGUAUUCGCUAUAACAGGUCGAAGAUAUAUCUUGUGUGACGUACUCGCGGUUGUUGCAAUUUGCAAGAGUGUUAAUACUCGUAAGAUCCUUUGCCUUUUUCUUGCAAAUCACUAUACUUGCAUCCAUCUACACAAGAUUUCCAUCUUCCACACCCACUCGAUUCGCAUAUUACCAUGAAAGCAUUCAAGAGCUUCGUCAACAAGCGUCGGCAGAGUUUCCAAAACCGCGGCAAAAAAGAGAAUGAUCCGGCACCGGCACCGGCACCUGCCAAUGCCAACGCCAACACCGAGAAUGAGAAGCGCGCAGCCGCUCCGGAAGCCAACGCUGAACAGCAACAAGUAAUGGCUGAAGCCGCACCUGGCACUCUUCAGUUGGCACUGCAGAACAAGUCCAAUUCCAGCACCGUAUACGCGUACAUUACCGGCCUUGCUCUGGAACGGAACAACACCCCCCUCUUUGUGAAAGCAGACGGCCAGUCCAUCUACUAUCCAACAGCGCCCAAGGAUAUCCAGCAACCACUCCAGGCCGACGUCGCCAUUCCACUUGGGGCUCCCGGCAACACUGUCAACGUCAGGAUCCCAAAGAUUGCCGGUGGUCGUAUCUGGUUCAGCAUUGGCGCAAAGCUUACUUUCCUUCUCAACCCAGGUCCUGCAGUCGUAGAGCCCAGUGUGACCAACCCCAGCGACCCUAACUUCAACAUCAACUGGUCUUUCUGUGAGUUCACUUACAACGACGCACAACUGUUCGCGAAUAUCAGCUAUGUCGACUUUGUCAGCAUUCCUGUUGGGCUCAGCUUGACCAACACCCAAGGCAAGACUCAAACAGUGCCAGGUAUGGGUGCCGAUGGCAUGCGGAGAGUCAUUGAAGAGUUGCGUGCGCAAGCCAAGCGCGACGGUCGACCUUGGGAUAAACUGAUCUAUGAGCACAACGGACAGCCAUUGCGAGUGCUGAGCCCGAACAACCUUCUCGUCGGAAACGCGGAUGCAUGGGGUAACUACUGGGACGGUUACAUCCAGGCGGUAUGGAACAAGUACCGCAAUGAGGACAUGAUUAUCAACACCCAAGCCGCAGCUGGCAACCUCAAGGGCCGUGUCCAAGGCAACGAGCUUCAACUUGGCCAAGCAGGAAACUUUGCUGCUCCUUCAGCUAGGGAUAUCUUUACCUGUAGCACUGGGCCAUUCGCGACUGGAUCGAAUCAAGCGCGCAAUGCAGUCAUCCCGCGUCUCGCCGCUGCUUUCAACCGUAGCAUCUUGCUGAACACACCCGGUGACCAGUUCCCGAAUGGCAGCAACCCAGGCCAGUACUACAAGGACCCGACGACCAACCACUACUCGCGCAUCGUUCAUCAGGUCCAGAAGGAUGGUCGUGGCUAUGCUUUCCCAUACGAUGACGUUGUUCCGGAUGGUGGUCAGGACGUUGCUGGCACAAUCUUCGACGGCAGCCCGAAGCUGUUCACUAUCGCUGUCGGCGGCCAGUAAGCGCACACUAUCGACGCGAAGUGUGAUGAAUUGGUGAUGUAUUCACGAUUUGAUGAGUACAUAUUCUCUCUAUGCUUCUGUAUAUGCUUGUUCAUAGACUUUGGAUGACGUGGAAAUUUGAGAGAUGACGGGAGGGUAUAUAGUUGGCUUCUGGUAUAUAUUUGAUGAUUAAUGGAUU
This is a messenger RNA of Alternaria alternata, 1660 nucleotides long. RefSeq lists its product as hypothetical. The transcript has a single exon. The coding region runs from base 178 to 1482 and encodes 434 amino acids. The record is from RefSeq and is a predicted model, not a curated record. Lineage: Eukaryota; Fungi; Ascomycota; Dothideomycetes; Pleosporales; Pleosporaceae.